AUGGCAGCAGAUGGCCAAUCUACUCCGACCACUGAGGUGGAUGAGUCCGCCGUCAGGAACCUCCAGAAUUACCUGAGGAUUAGGAGCGUUCAUCCUAAUAUUGAUUAUGGAGAAUGCAUUACAUAUCUCCGAGAACAAGCAACUCAGCUAGGUCUUCCUGUGCAAGUAUUUGAGGUGGUUCCUCAAAAACCAAUUCUUGUAAUGACCUGGGAGGGCCAAGAGCCAUCGUUGCCGAGUAUUCUCCUUAAUUCUCAUAUGGACGUUGUUCCUGUGUUUGAAAAAAGUUGGACAUACCCACCCUUUGAAGCACGUAUCAUUGAUGGUGUUAUAUAUGGGCGCGGUGCACAAGAUAUGAAAUCGGUAGCCGUACAGUACUUAGAAGCGGUACGAAGACUGAAAAACAAGGGAGUAAUACUGAAACGUACCUUGCAUUUGUCCUUUGUACCAGAGGAGGAACUCGGAGGAGCUGAAGGCAUGGCGAAAUUCGUGAAUUCAGAGCAUUACAAGAAAUUAAAUGUCGGUUUCGCGCUUGAUGAGGGCUUGGCAAGUCCAUCUGAUGAAUACGUCGUUUAUAAUGGAGAGAGGAGCAUUUGGCACAUGAAAGUGACCUGCCCAGGAAAAUCUGGACACGGUUCCUUAUUACUUCCAGACAAUUGUGGAGAGAAGAUAAGGUACAUCAUUGAUAAAUUUAUGGACCUGCGCCAUGAAUCGAAGAAGAAACUGGAAGAAAAUCCUGAUUUGACCAUCGGUGACGUCACUACUAUUAACCUAACUAUGAUCGAGGGUGGCAUUCAAGAUAACGUAAUUCCUGAAAAAUUUACCGCAACAUUUGAUCUGCGCCUGGCACUUUCUGUUAAUUUCGUAGAAUUUGAAAACAUGAUAAAAAGUUGGUGUAAGGAAGCCGGUGCUAAUGUAAAAUACGAAUUUAAUCAAAAGGAUGAUUAUGUUGCUCCAACUCCUGUUGAUGCCGAUAAUCAGUUUUGGGUAGCAUUAAAAAUGGCGAUUGAAAAACUUGGCAUCCAAUUACUAGUUCGGACGUUUCCCGGUGGCACUGACUCUCGAUUUAUUCGCAAGACAGGAACACCAGCUUUAGGAUUUUCACCUAUUCGCCGCACACCACCUGGAUUGCAUGAACAUGAUGAGUGUCUAAAACUAUCAGUCUUUCUAGAAGAAGAAGACAUCAAGAAUGCCGAUUUUGUAAUAAGUCACGCCGGUGCUGGCAGUUGUUUAGAAGUUUUAGACGCUGGAAAACCUUUGUUGGUAGUUGUCAACGAGGAUCUAAUGGAUAAUCAUCAAUUAGAAUUAGCAGAACAACUGCAGAUUGAUGGGCAUUUGUUUUACUGCACCUGUGAUACAAUCCAAUGUACUUUAGAACAAGUGGACUUCAGAAUGUUAACACCAUUAAGUAAAGCGAACCCAAUGCUUUUCUUUAAAGCACUUAAUAAUUUGUUUGGAAUAAAAUAA
Leptosia nina is the source of this 1464-nucleotide messenger RNA. The record is from the annotation of a GenBank genome assembly. NCBI's taxonomy places the organism in Eukaryota, Metazoa, Arthropoda, Insecta, Lepidoptera, Pieridae.